This is a messenger RNA of Cinclus cinclus, 345 nucleotides long. Its product is annotated as claw keratin-like. NCBI's taxonomy places the organism in Eukaryota, Metazoa, Chordata, Aves, Passeriformes, Cinclidae. Gene Ontology annotation, molecular function: structural constituent of cytoskeleton. Gene Ontology annotation, cellular component: intermediate filament. The coding region runs from base 1 to 345 and encodes 114 amino acids. The transcript has a single exon. The record is from RefSeq and is a predicted model, not a curated record.
AUGUCCUGCUCCAGCCUGUGCAUCCCCGGCGGUGGAGUGGCCCCCACGGCCCCUCUGGCUGACACCUCCAACGAGCCCUGUGUCCGGCAGUGCCCCGACUCCACGGUGGUGAUCCAGCCCCCGGCCUCGGUGGUCACCUUCCCCGGGCCCAUCCUCAGCUCCUUCCCGCAGCAGAGCUUCGUGGGUUCGGCUGGAGCUCCCUACGUCGGAGGCGGCUUCGGCGGCUCCUCUGGACGCCGCGGUGGCUCCGGGGGCUCCGGGGGCUCUGGGGGCUUUGGAGGUUUUGGGGGUUAUGGAGGAUUUGGGGGCAGCUGCGGCGGCUCCAGAGGCUGCGGGCCCUGCUAA